Messenger RNA from Pogona vitticeps (central bearded dragon), 3968 nucleotides. RefSeq names its product NHS like 2 (gene NHSL2). Gene Ontology annotation, biological process: cell differentiation. The record is from RefSeq and is a predicted model, not a curated record. NCBI's taxonomy places the organism in Eukaryota, Metazoa, Chordata, Lepidosauria, Squamata, Agamidae.
ACUUUGAGGUCAUCAGUGCCCCCAUGCGAGGGCCAGCCGUGGCGGAUGGAGAGGGUAGGGUCCUUGCUUAUGCCGUGGCACAAGACAGCCACCUCUAACGUAGACCCCGAAGUCAAGAAACCCACUCCCCCGAAGCUCUUAUGGCACCAGCCUACAAACAUCUUCUUGGCCAAGCCUGUAGGUGUGGAGGAGCUGCACCAUGAAGCUGAACUCAAUCUCCAGAGCUUGCUUCAAGAGGAGUAUGAAGAACCGUAUUCUGAAGCCCGGGUCAGCGGCCAAACCUUUCGGUACGCCAGCCCCGUCUCUCCAGACAGGCCUCUGGGUUGCAGCCCCCGGCCCCCAUCAGCCAAACGGCUGGAGUUUGUGUUCAUGCCCUCAAGCCAGCAAGUGAAUGAGAAGGAGAGCACGACGUUGGGGGUCAGGGCCCUGGAGCCAUCACUCAGCUUACCGCCCACUCCAGACAGGAACACGUCCUGGGCCCAAGCCAGCCUGUUGCCGUCUCUGGAUGAGAAGCAAGCGCACCCACCCUGUUCAACGCAAGCCAACAUUGUUCCCAUCAACGUCUCUGGACAGCCCUUUGCAAGGCACGCAAGUGCACGCCAUUCCCUCUUUAACACCGAGACAGCCAUGAACCCCAAAUCUUUGCUGCGGCGGAGACGGACAGUCAUUGGUUUCCCUCACCUGUCUUUGCGGGACCAAGGCAACAGCAACGGUCCUGUUCUCAACCCUCCAGCGACUGUGACAGAGUCGGUUUCUUGCCAUUUCGUUUCUGACGUGGCCAACGGGAGGAGCGCCGCCCACCAGACCCGGUCUCCUCAUCCGCGCCCCCAGCUGAGAAAGACUUUCAGUGACCUAGGAGGAGUCCUUCAGGGACGGUGUUGCCUGGCGCCCACGGGGCACCUGGAGAAUCCCAGGGUCGUGUACGCCAGCCCAUCGUGCAACGGCCCCAAGGAAGACUCGGUCUUCUCCCCUGCUUGGAGCGCAUCCUCUUUCGGCUACGUGAGCCCCUCGGCCAGCCAAGGCGAGCUGAUGGGGGAGAACCAAGCCCAGCUGGCGCCCUGCAGCCCGAGGGGAACGCCAGACUCCGACCGACCCGCCUCCUUCUUCAUUGACAACGAACAGGGGGUCGGAAGCCAUGGGAACGGGAUGUUUUGUGCUCCACCCAAGUCACCCACGGAGGCUGAAGAAGGCUCCAAAGGGGGGCCGAAAGAAGUCAAGGCGAGUCUGGUCUUCAUCAGCGCGGGCGAAGGAGACGUUCCCCCGCCAGAGAAGGACCGGGUGGCGUCCAGGUUCCGCGAGAGGUCUCUCUCUGUCCCCACGGACACGGUGUCUCUGUGUUCCGUGGACAUCGGGGGCAGCGAGACCUGUGGCCUGAGCUACCCCAGCGCCAGCUCCGAGGGCAGCACCAGCACAGACAACGUCUCCCUGGCGGUGGAGCAGGACGCUCAAACCAAGCAGCGUCGCCAGCGCCUCAAGAGCAUCUCUCUCAAGAAGGCCAGGAAGAAGCCCUGCCCGCCCAUCCGCAGUGUCUCGUUGAUCAAAGAAGAGCAAGGCAGCAAGGCAGAGCCCGACAGCGAGGCCCUGCCUCAAGACCAGAGGCCCACAAGCCUGUGUCUGCUGCCCGAAGCCCAGGUCCACCGCCAAGACCGCGGAGAUGCGCCUCAGGAGCUGGAAGGCGUGCCCUAUACUCAGCAGUGGUAUAUGCCGGAGUGGGCGUCCGGCGACCCCUAUUGCUCCCUGUCGGGCUCUAGCACGGCGACCGGGACCACCGUGAUCGAGUUGUCCAAGGCUCCGCGCGGGAGCUCCGAGUCCCUGCCUUCUCCCUCCAUCUCCCGGGCUACCACACCAUCCCAGGUUUCAGCGGAGGUGUUCUUGAAAUCCUCCUCCCCGGGGAGGCCGACGGGAGUCAUGUCCCCCUCCAGCGGCUACUCCAGUCAGUCGGAAACACCAACGCCGACUGUCCCGACGUCCGCGGUCCUUGGGCACACCCCGCACCAGGGCGGGCGGAGGAGGCCCCUUGUCCCCGAGCGCAAGUCCUCGCUGCCCCCGCUCUCGCCCAUGGAGCGCAGCCCCAAAUCGCAGCUCUCGUUUGACUUGCCGUUCGCACCCCAGGCUCACCUGGAUCUCUCGGGCUUGAAAAUCUCCCGCAAGGGCAAAGCCAAAGUGAGCCGGCACCACUCGGACUCCACCUUUGGAGUCAAGCUGGUCCCCAAGCUUAGCCCGGUGCAGCCGGUCAUGCCCAUGGUGACGCAGCUGGACCUGCGCUCCAUCCGCCUGCGCUCCGUCAGCCGCUCGGAGACGGAGGACAACCCAGAGAGCCCUGAACCCCUGGAAGAGCCUGGGAAGAAGGUCCGACCGCCGGUGGCCGAGAAGCCGCCCCUCUCGCGGAGGCCCCCCAUGCUCUUGCACAAGACCCCGCCGGUCCAGGAGGAGUCUCCCACGGGCUCGCCCACCUCUCCCCGGACACCCCAAGGAGGCAUCCCUGUGGAGAACAUUUAUAUGGUGGCCCGGAGGCCUGAGCCUCGGUGGGACACGGAGGCCUGGAGCCCUGUGGAGUCGCCUUCUCCGGUGGGAGCGGCCUCCCCCGCGCAGCCCUCCCCGGGGGCGUUUUUCUGCCCCGUGCGGCGUCUCUCUGAAGACAGCCUGGAGGAAGAGGAGGAGACGAUGAAGCCCACACUUCCGGCGGAGAGAACCCCCAGGAGGGAGAGUCGUAAAGCCAAAGUCCCACCCCCCGUCCCCAAGAAGCCGAGUGUGCUUUAUCUGCCCCUGGCGGCCUCCCCGCGUCACCCAGCGGCCGGUCACGGAGAGUCGAGAUUGGCCGCCAGCCCUGUUGUUAUGCUGGACGAGGACUCUGCCUAUCCCGAGCUGGCCGCUUGCAAGGUGCCGUCUCCGGGGGCCCAUGAGGUGAACGCCAGCCCGCCUCCUGCGGACGUGUCUUGGGGAGACAUUUCAGGGAACUCUGUGGACUUGAGAGCCAAUGAGAAAAACGUUGUCAAUGACAAAACAGCUGAGUCAAUAACUGAGGAGGAUGACGAUGUUUUUGUGACUUCCAGAACUACAGAGGAUUUAUUUACUGUCAUUCACAGGUCCAAGCGGAAGUUACUGGGGUGGAAGGAACCCACCGAUGCCUUUGGCAACCGGCAGAAUUCCCAGGUGCCCUCAAAGAAUACAACGGGCCCCCUGAUCAAUGAGUGUCCUCCGGGAAACACAAGAACCUCCAGCCGGAAUGAAGACUUUAAGGCUCUUCUUCAGAAAAAAGGGGGUAAGGGUGCCACUGGCAUCCGAACCUCGGCAGCCGAACUUCUCAAGACGACCAACCCUUUGGCUCGGAGGGUCAUGACUGAGUUUACUGUAGACGGGGCAAUCCAAGGCCAGAAGGCUCAGCCAUGAGCACAUUUUGGGAUUUCUCUGUCUCUUCUUCGCACUAGGCCCUGUAUCCCUCCCUCCAGGCUGACGGUCAGGAUGAGCUUCUCUCUUGGGUCCUCAGCAUCGUCAUUGAACUUGUCAGCAUCCGCCAAACCUUUCACGGUUUUUAAUUGGGACAGUGAAUUGGGCAGGGUGUGGGGGAAGAGACUCCUAUUUCAAGAAAAGUGUCUUAAAUGUUGAGCACACCCAUCUUCCUUUGGGAUCAGCCCUGCAUCUUUGCUUUUAAGGAACGAAGCUUUAUUUUUGCUUUUCUGUGUUGGAAGAGGAGCCCAAGACAUGGAUGUGUCUUAAGCAGGGCUAUUACGGGUUGGUGUCAUAUGUGGCCUCGCACCUUCCCCCGAUCGCAUGAGGAGUGAAAUACUUCUCUCUCCCUCUCUCUCUCUCUUUUUUCUCUCUUUCUACUUUCCAGGUGUACAGAUUAGAGACCCACCUCUUUUGAUUUCCUCUGUGCAGCAAAGCUAGCUUAGUUAGAACUGUUCAGAAUUUUUGGCAUGUAGUAAUUUCAGUCUUUCUAGCAUACAAUACAUGUCUGUUGUGGCUUA